This is a messenger RNA of Lathyrus sativus (Indian pea), 294 nucleotides long. The record is from the annotation of a GenBank genome assembly. NCBI's taxonomy places the organism in Eukaryota, Viridiplantae, Streptophyta, Magnoliopsida, Fabales, Fabaceae.
AUGGACAAGUUUGACAAAUUAUGCAAGCAUUUUUAUGAGGUUGCUGAAGUAGCUGCUGAGUCAAAAGAGACUAUCGAAGACCUCCAUGAAACAUUAUGUUUGUUUAGCUCUAAUAUGUCCAUAAAGGAUAGUACACUUAUUGAAGAAAAUGGUGACAAGGAUUCUAAUGCAAUAAAUAGUAAUAGAAUUCGUAGGCCAAAACAUGUCAAGCAAAAAGGUCAUCCUCCAUCUAAAAGAAAGACGUCCAUUGCUGAAACGAUUACUAAGAGGUCAAGGAAGGGAACGAAAAAAUGA